CUCUCCUCAUUGCCAUUUCACGCUGCGUGUCGUGGGCUCGCUGUUACAGCCACUCGCUCUCUGCAUUCUCUAAUCCGAACAGUGUCGAGCAGGCCUAAACCCCCGUCGUCGGAAGAUAACACCGUACCACUGGUAGUGUCGCCUGUGGAGAGAGGCCUGGCGCAAUUCCCCGUGUAUAGAAGAUGGGUCAUUCACGACGUCCUGCGGGCGGGGAGAAGAAGAGUCGGUUUGGUCGCUCCAAGGCCACCGCGGAUGUGGGCGACGGGCGAGGGGCGGGGGGUAAGCCCAACGUCAAGAAGGCCACCUUCGAGAGCGGCAAGAAGAAGGAGAUUGGCGUCUCGGAUCUAACGCUGUUGAGCAAGAUCUCCAACGAGGCGAUCAACGAUAAUUUGAAGCUCCGCUUCGAGCACGAUGAGAUCUACACAUAUAUCGGGCAUGUCUUGGUGUCGGUGAAUCCGUUUCGAGACUUGGGCAUCUAUACGGAACAGGUUCUCGACUCGUACCGGGGCAAGAACCGACUCGAAGUCCCCCCUCACGUCUUUGCCGUGGCCGAGUCGUCCUACUAUAACAUGAAGUCGUAUAAGGAGAACCAAUGUGUGAUCAUCUCCGGCGAGUCGGGCGCGGGCAAGACCGAAGCCGCCAAGCGCAUCAUGCAGUACAUUGCCAGUGUCUCGGGGGGUUCCGACUCCUCGAUCCAACAGACCAAGGAGAUGGUGCUGGCGACCAACCCGCUGCUUGAGUCGUUUGGAAAUGCAAAGACUCUGCGCAACAACAACUCGUCACGCUUCGGCAAGUAUCUUGAGCUCGAGUUCAACGCCAACGGUGAACCCGUCGGCGCCAACAUUACGAAUUACCUGCUGGAGAAGUCGCGGGUGGUCGGCCAGAUCACCAACGAGCGGAACUUCCAUAUCUUCUACCAGUUCACGAAAGGUGCCCCCAAGAAGUACCAAGAAAUGUUCGGCGUACAAUCACCGCAGUCGUACAUGUAUACCAGUCGGUCGAAAUGUUUCGACGUGCCCGGCAUCGACGACGUGGCCGAGUUCAAGGACACCCUGGAUGCGAUGCGUAUCAUCGGGAUGGCCGAGGGCGAGCAAGACAACGUCUUUCGGAUGCUUGCCGCGAUCCUGUGGCUGGGGAAUGUCCAAUUUGUCGAGGACGACUCGGGCAAUGCGGCGAUUGCGGAUCAGUCGGUGGUGGACUUUGUGGCCUAUCUUCUCGAGGUGGAUUCGGCGCAAGUUAACAAGGCGAUGACCAUCCGCAUCAUGGAGACGGCGCGCGGAGGUCGUCGAGGAUCUGUGUACGAAGUUCCGCUGAACACCGUCCAGGCCGUUGCAGUGCGCGACGCCCUGGCCAAGGCCAUCUACUUCAACCUGUUUGACUGGAUCGUGCAGCGUGUCAACGCCUCGCUGACCGCCAAGGGCUCCGUGACAAACUCGAUCGGUAUUCUGGAUAUCUACGGCUUCGAGAUCUUUGAGAAAAAUUCGUUCGAGCAGCUGUGUAUCAACUACGUGAACGAGAAGCUGCAGCAGAUCUUCAUCCAGCUGACCCUCAAGGCCGAGCAGGAAGAGUACGCCCGCGAGCAGAUCAAGUGGACGCCCAUCACCUAUUUUGACAACAAGGUGGUGUGCUCCUUGAUUGAAGACAAGCGACCUCCCGGCGUCUUUGCUGCUCUGAACGACGCCUGCGCGACGGCUCAUGCCGAUUCUGGCGCGGCUGACCAAACCUUCGUGGGCCGACUCAACUUCCUCUCACAGAACCCAAACUUUGAGAACCGCCAGGGCCAGUUCAUUGUCAAGCACUACGCUGGCGAUGUCAGCUAUGCGGUCGAGGGAAUGACCGACAAGAACAAGGACCAACUGCUCAAGGACCUGCUGAACCUCGCCGGUUCAAGUGCCAACUCAUUCGUCCACACACUGUUCCCCAACCAGGUCAAUCAGGACGACAAGCGACGCCCGCCAACGGCUAGCGACAAGAUCAAGUCGUCUGCCAACGACCUAGUAGCCACCCUGAUGAAGGCGCAGCCGUCAUACAUCCGAACCAUCAAACCCAACGACAACAAGGCCCCGCGCGAGUACACCCACGCCAACGUGCUGCACCAGAUCAAGUACCUCGGUCUCCAGGAGAACGUCCGCAUCCGUCGAGCCGGUUUUGCGUACCGUCAGACCUUUGACAAGUUUGUCGAGCGCUUCUAUCUUCUCUCGCCCAAGACAUCCUACGCCGGUGACUAUACCUGGACGGGCGAUGUCGAGUCGGGCGCCCGGCAGAUCCUAAAGGAUACCAGCAUCCCCGCCGAAGAGUACCAGAUGGGUAUCACCAAGGUCUUCGUCAAGACACCGGAGACGCUCUUCGCGCUGGAGGCGAUGCGCGACCGCUACUGGCACAACAUGGCGAUUCGGAUCCAGCGGGCCUGGCGCAACUACCUACGGUACCGGACCGAGUGCGCCAUCCGCAUCCAACGCUUCUGGCGGCGGAUGACGGGCGGGCUGGAGCUGAUCAAGGUGCGCGACCAGGGCCACAAGGUGUUGCAGGGCCGCAAGGAACGCCGUCGGAUGAGUCUGCUUGGCUCCCGGCGCUUCCUGGGCGACUACAUCGGCGUGGGCAACAAGGGCGGGCCGGGCGAGAUGGUCCGGAACGGGGCAGGCAUCUCUGGAUCAGAUCCCGUCCUCUUCUCCUGCCGUGGCGAGGUUCUGGUCUCCAAGUUUGGCCGCUCGAGCAAGCCUGCUCCACGCAUCCUGGUGCUCACGGGUCGGCACGUCUACAUCGUGGCCCAAGGCAUCGUCAACAAUCAGCUGGUGAUCUCGGCGGAACGCACCAUCCCCUUGGGUGCCAUCAAAACCGUCAGCACCUCCACCCUGAAGGACGACUGGUUCUCUCUCGUGGUGGGCAGUGCGCAGGAACCGGAUCCCCUCAUCAACUGCGUCUUCAAGACCGAGCUCUUCACGCAUCUGACCAACGCCCUGCACGGCCAGCUGAACCUGAAGAUUGCCGAUAGCAUCGAAUACAACAAAAAACCCGGCAAGCUUUCCAUGGUCAAGGUCAUCAAAGAUCCCGCCGUACCCCGAGACGAUAUGUACAAGAGCGGUACCAUCCACACUGGCCCCGGUGAACCUCCCAGCUCGGUAUCCAAGCCUACUCCCCGGCCGAAACAGGUCGCCGCCCGACCCGUAACCACAGGCAAACUCCUUCGUCCGGGCGGUCCUGGGGGCGGACCAUCGAAGCUAGCCGCCUCACGGCCAACCCCUGCUGCCCGCCCACUGCCACAGGCCGCUCCUCGGGCUGCUCCUGCGGCUGAAGAACCAAAGGUGAUGGCCCGGCGCCCCGUGCCGCAGCCCGUGGCAGCUGUGGCAGAGAUAUCGACACACUCGCGCAACAGCUCCACCGCGUCCACGAGACCCCCGCCUCCUCCUCCGCCGCCUCCUGGGCCGCCCGCAGCACCGCCCGCAGCAAAGAAGCCUACGGCCAAAGUGCUCUAUGAUUUCAGUAGUGACCGUGCGAACGAACUGACGAUCCGAGCGGGCGAGAUUGUCCAGAUCGUGUCCAAGGAAGGAAAUGGUUGGUGGCUCUGUAUGAACACCACCACCUCGUCUCAAGGCUGGACGCCCGAGGCGUACCUGGAGGAGAUUGUGGCGGCCGUGGCGAAACCGAUGCCUCCCCCACCCCCCCCGGCUGGACCGCGUAGUGUGUCGACACAUACGCCCGCGAGCAACGGGACCACCGCGGCGGCGGCGGCCAAAGCCAAAGCCGCACCACCGGCGCCGCCGGCGAAACGGCCGAACAUGGCUUCACGCAAGGCCGGCGCGGCGGGCAGUCCAGCGCCCCGGGACAGCGCAGUGAGCAUGAACUCGCACGAUUCGAGCGGGGGCAGCGGGCGGGCGACGCCGAACAGCACAUCGAACUUCAGCAUGGCGUCCGGGUUGGCCAAGGCGCUGAAGGAGCGGCAGAAUGCGAUGCAGGGGAAGCAGGAGGAGGAUGAUGAGUGGUGAUGGUGAGUACCUAGUAGACAGGUGUCGGGUUAUCAUACUGGAUGACAGAUUACAUGUACAGCUGAGUCGGGGGUCAUCAAAAUAUUCAACUCUUCCUUUCUUUUGGUUCCUCUAUAGCUUAUCUAGCUGAACCCAUUCAUACCUUGACGAGUUAAGUCACCAACCCUAUGUACAUUCAUGUCAUC
Molecule: messenger RNA, 4168 nt
Organism: Penicilliopsis zonata CBS 506.65
Lineage: Eukaryota; Fungi; Ascomycota; Eurotiomycetes; Eurotiales; Aspergillaceae
Exons: 7
Coding region: 183-3983 (1266 amino acids)
Biological process (GO): endocytosis; actin filament organization; vesicle transport along actin filament
Cellular component (GO): cytoplasm; actin cytoskeleton; myosin complex
Molecular function (GO): actin filament binding; ATP binding; microfilament motor activity
Source: RefSeq, a predicted model, not a curated record